CAUAACAGGAGUGAGGCUAGAAGUUCACAUGAAACUACACCACAACAUCAGUCAGCAAAAGACAAGUACAGACAGCCUUGGAAACAAAGCAGCUAUCCACACGCCAGUGAGUUAUCCACAACAGAUCUUAAAAUUAAGAAAAAGGGCCUAGAAAAGUGUAAAGUGUGUGGUGAGUUAUUUACUGCAGAUGAAGUGGUGCAUCAUAAAAAUAUACAUACAGGAAUCAAACCACACAUUUGCAUUCUCUGCAGACUGCAGUUUAACACAAAAACAAGACUCAAAAUACACAUGAAGUGCCACAAUGGCAAAAAAGAGUUCAGAUGUGAGGAAUGUGGGAAGGAAUGUCUUUCCAAGAAACUGCUGAAGCGUCACAUGGGCAGUCACAGUGAAGACCGUCCAUUCCAAUGUGAUAUCUGCAGUCGUAAGUUCAAAAGAUCAUAUGAAGUUACAAAACAUAAAAAGAUUCAUAAGGGUGAGAAGAACCACGUGUGUGAUGUUUGUGGCUAUGCGACAAUGCACAAAGCAUGCCUGGAGACUCAUCAGAAAAGGCACCUUCGUGAAUAUAUGUUCAAGUGUGAUGUUUGUGGUAAGGGUUUUUUCUCAAGUUUUGAAUUCCGAGAACAUAAGAACAUACACACAGGUGAAAAACCUUACAUGUGUGACAUCUGUGGGAAGGCCUACACAUCCAAGAACAGCCUCAUGGCUCACAAGAAAACUCAUGAGCCUGAUGCUAAGCCCACAGAAAAGGUUCACGAGUGUAAGAUGUGCAGUAAGAGCUUCAAAUAUCGGAAAUCUCUGUUAGUGCAUGUGAAAUCUCACGCAGGGGAAAAGUUUCUGUGUGACUUCUGUGGGAAGGCAUUCUCUACUAAAGACACAUUGAAACUUCACCGAAGAAAUCACACAGGAGAGAAAUCAAAUGUGUGCAAUGUGUGUGGUAAGGCAUUCAGUGUUCUCUACACUCUCAAAGUGCACCAACUCAUACACACAGGUGAAAAGCCCCAUACAUGUGACCAGUGUGGGAAAGCAUUCACACAACGUUCCACUCUAGUUGUCCACAAAAGAUCUCACACAGGACAAAAACCAUAUCAGUGCCAUAUCUGUAACAAGACAUUUGUAUCCAGAACACUCCUCAACCUACAUCUCAGGAGUCAUGGUGAUCAUGCUUAUUACAAGCAUAGUUAUUCUGUUGUGAAUUGGCCAACAAAUGGCAGAAAAGACCAGUCAGAGAGGCAGCGUAAGCGAAGCUGCAGGUUCAACAGGAAUGAGUCACAGCCACAUAUUGAGGAAAGAAGAGGCUCUUUGGUGUGUGAGUUCUGUGGGAAGAUUUGCAGCAAACGACAAAUAGGAGUACAUCGACAAACCCACUCAGGAGACAAACCUCAUCACUGUGUCAUAUGUGGGAAGACAUUCAUUAGCAGUGCACAGCAUAACUCUCACUUGAGGACCCACAACACCCUAAAGGAGUUCAAAUGUCAGACUUGUGGAAAAGUGUUUGCAUUAAACAGACGUUUACAAAUCCACAUGAAAAGUCAUAGUGAGGAGCGCCCAUACACAUGUGAUAUUUGUAACAAACGGUUUAAGCGUUCAUACUAUCUUAUUGAUCACAAGCGAAUUCACACAGGUGAGAAAGUUCAUGAGUGUGAUAUCUGUGGCUACUCAUGUAUUCAGAAGGUCCAUCUGGUGAAUCACAAGAAACGACACUUUAAUGAAUACAGAUUUGAAUGUGACAUAUGCAGCAAGGGUUUCCACACAAAUACAGAGCUACAGGGACACAAGAAUAUGCACACUGGAGACCGUCCAUAUCAGUGUGAUAUUUGUGGCAAAGCAUAUCCAUCUAAAACAAAUAUGAUGGGGCAUAAGCGAGCUCACCACCCAGACUCAAGGCAGGACCCCAAGCGCUAUCAGUGUGAGGCCUGCUGCAAGUCUUUCACAUACAAACGCUCUCUGCUGCUCCAUAUCUGGAGCCACACAGGGGAGAGCAAAUUUCUUUGUGAUAUAUGUGGCAAGGCCCUCACCAGUAAUGAGACUCUCAAGGCUCACUGUCGGAUCCACACAGGUGAGAAACCAAAUGUGUGCCCAGUGUGUGGUAAAGCAUUCAGUAAGGCAAGCUACCUCAAAAUGCAUCAGCUCACACACACUGGUGAGCGGCCCCAUCGUUGUAAUGAAUGUGAUAAGACAUUCACACAACGCUCGUCGCUUGUUAUUCAUCAGCGUUACCACACAGGACAGAGACCAUAUGAGUGUCAUAUCUGUAGUAAGGGUUUUGUGUCCAAAACUAUGCUUAAAACUCAUCAAAACACCCACAAUUUGUUUAGUCCUAACUCUUCUCCCUAAAAUCCAGUCUGCAUUGUAGAAAAUUUACUUUAAAACAAUAAUGGUCACAGACAUGUUACAUGUAUCCAGUAAGCAAUUAAGAUUUUUGUAUAGGCCUCUCAAUUAAAAAUGGGUAACUUAAUGAUUAUAUAAUA
Messenger RNA from Cryptotermes secundus, 2468 nucleotides. Its product is annotated as zinc finger protein 62 homolog. Lineage: Eukaryota; Metazoa; Arthropoda; Insecta; Blattodea; Kalotermitidae. Gene Ontology annotation, biological process: negative regulation of transcription by RNA polymerase II; regulation of immune system process; regulation of cytokine production. Bases 289 to 2334 code for a protein of 681 amino acids. The transcript has 3 exons. The record is from RefSeq and is a predicted model, not a curated record.